This is a messenger RNA of Salarias fasciatus (jewelled blenny), 2158 nucleotides long. RefSeq lists its product as uncharacterized. The record is from RefSeq and is a predicted model, not a curated record. The transcript has 5 exons. Bases 483 to 2030 code for a protein of 515 amino acids. NCBI's taxonomy places the organism in Eukaryota, Metazoa, Chordata, Actinopteri, Blenniiformes, Blenniidae.
AAUUGUUAUUAAAAUAAUACUAAUGUUUACUAAUUUUUAAAAUGUACAUUAACAUGCAGAUUACCUUAGAUGUUGCAGAAGCCAUGAAAUUAUAGCCUCUGGCAUAAAAAUAGUAGAUAUUAUUUGUUAAAAUUUACAAUCGUGUAUGUAAUAAUAUAGAUUAAACCAAUUUUGAGAUAAUAUCGCAUAAAUCUGUAAACUAAUUUAGAUAUCAAUCCACAGCAAAUUUAUGAUACAUUCUGGUUCAUUUGAUAUUCAUUCAAAACCAAUUAUGAAGACUACUUGUAAAAUUGGAUAAUGAUCAUUGAUACUAGAAAACUUUCUUACCUCAGGUGAUAAAAGGGAAGCAGUGAUGGCUGGUUGUUGUUCCAGGAAUCUGGUGACCAUUUCAUAGGCACUAUUCCAGAGCUCACGGAUGUCUAUGAUGAGCUUGUGUAGAGUUCUGAUAGAAUUCGGAUAGCAGUCGUUCGUCCAAAGUCAUCAUGCCACGCGGACAAAGGAAGCGGAAGGCUGGAGGAGGGAGGGCAGCAGCCUCCAAGAAGAUCAUCACUGAGCAGGCAGCUGAAGCAAUGGAGUCAGAGACCAGUCAGGCCACAACAGCAGCCACUGCUACCACAGCCCAGGCAGGGGCAGCUGCUGAUGAAGACUCUGGUGACCAGCCAGAGGACGCCCUGACACAGGACCUGCCACAGGACGAUGAGGGGCUAGCCCCUGGUGAUGACCACCCUGAGGAGGGCCGUGCCGCUGCUGGUGGUGAAGACUCUGAGUCUCAGCUCCCACACUUGGAGAGGGAUAAUGUACAGCGUCGGCCUCUGAAGAAGUGCCGCCGCAAAGCCCUCCUGCUCGAUGAUGACACUCAGGUGAAACUCAUCGAGUGGGUCCGGGAGCACGAACUUUUGUGGAGGAAGGGGGCCACCAACUACAAGGACACGAAGAAGAAGAUGGAGCUUUGGGCCAGGAAGGCCAGUGAGCUGGACAUUGAGGGGGGAGCUACAGCUCUGAGGACAUGGUGGAAGUCAGCGCGGGACCUCUACGCGAAGAUACACACAAAGAAGUCUGGCCAGGCUGCAACGAACUUCACGGACAGAGAACUGUUCAUCCGGCGGACCUGUGCCUUCCUGCACAGGGAGGUGAAGCCCAGGAAAGGUCAGUCCCGUCGAUGCAUACUCCUCACAGAGGAACCUGCAGCCAGCCAGACUUCUAGCAGGCAGCCUCCAGCAGCUCAGCCCUCAGCCAGCACCUCUCGCCAGUCUUCCCACGACGUCGAGGAACAGGAACAGGACCCCCUGUCGCUCUUCGAAACGCAAGCGGCAGUCACAGGGUCCCAGGGCACCACCCCUCCACAAGCUCCCUCCUACACCACCACCAGACCACGCCGUGGCGCCACCAGAGCCGAGCCUGAAGACUCCCCUGCGAUGCUGGACAUCAGGGAUUGUAUGAAGGCCACCAACGCCCUCAUGGAGAGACUGGUCCAAGCCCAGGAGAUCGGCCAUGCACGGCAGCCCUUUAUCACAUACAUAUCCCAGUCUCUCCAACGACUACCUGAGGCCCAGUACCAGCUCGCAGUGGAGAGGAUGACGGCCAUCCUCCACGAGGUGCAGCGACCCAUCCCCCACCCCCUUCCUCCAGCUCCACCACAUCCAGUCUCAGCUUUGUCUUCAACACCCACCCUCUACCAACAGCGGCAGCAACACGACUUCCAGCCCCAGCCUCAGCAUUACGGCUUCCGGCAGAAGCCUGUCGACUUCCAGCAACAGUCUCAGCCUCAGCAUCAGCCUCUUCACCUCCAGCAAUUGCACACACACAGACUCAGCCAGCCAUCCCACAUCCCCAGGAGCUCCAACGAUGGACCCAUCUUCACAGACAUGCCGACCUUUUCCCCUAGUAACCACAUGAGCGCCGUUAUCGAGCAGGGGAUUCUCCAGGACCUCCAGAGGCAGGAGAUGAACGCUCCACCCACACCUAUCACCACUGCUGAUCUACGUGCAGAGAUGAGGGCCACCACCGAGGAGAAUCGACACUGCUUCUGAUGUGUUGCAGGGACUGCUCAGAAGUUUCAUUUGAUUGUUGUUUCAGGUAUCAGCUGGCCAGCGGUUUCUGUUUAUUGUUUGCAUGCACACAUGUGUGUGUGUGUGUGUGUGUGUGUGUGGGGGGGGGU